AUGACAGAAGGUCAUAAAGGAAAUGUAGAAAUAAAUUUAUACAAAGAAGAUGUAAAUGUGCACUAUAAGAAAAAUUGUGACAAUAAUGAAUUUAAUAAAUAUCUGAUAAAUAUAGGAGAUAUUACAAGAAAAAAUAACUUAAUUGAAAAAAAAAAAAAUUAUAAAUCCAAGUAUGAUAUAAUAACAACAGAUUCGAUAUCGACUACAACGGAAGAAUUUUCUUAUCCGUAUCGCCUGGAGGGAAAAACUGACAGCAAAGAUACCAGUAGAAUAUUGGAUGAAGUGGAAUAUGAGGGACUUUAUCGAAACCUCACGUCGGAUGAAGGGAAGUUGAUGAUAGUUGGGAGGAGCGAAAAUCAGAAGAGUGGAUGUAAUGGUUGCAGCAGCGAGGGAACCCUCGAUGGUAGGAAUACGAAAAGGAGCAAUUUAGGAAAUGGUGUAGUGAAGAAGGGUGCACUGAGCGGUGAACGAAACGGUGUAUUAAACGGUGCAUUAAAUGGUGCAUUAAGUGGCGCACUAAAGGGUGAACUAAACGGUGCAUUAAAUGGUGCAUUAAGUGGCGCACUAAAGGGUGAACUAAACGGUACAUUAAAUGGUGCAUUAAGUGGCGCACUAAAGGGUGAACUAAACUGUACAUUAAAUGGUGCAUUAAGUGGCGCACUAAAGGGUGAACUAAACGAUACCCAAAAUGAUUCCCUAAACCGUGCAGGAAACAACCAGUGUAGCCCCUUUCGAGGUACGGAAAGUGUUCCUACGAGAACAAAGAAAGCGGAACGUCUCAGGAACCCUGAUGAUAAAUAUAUGAAUCCCUUCUCACAUAACAAAAUGAUAAAAGGAAAUGAAUCAAUUUUAAUGAAGAAAAAUGAAAUGAGUAAAGGGAAUGAAGACCAAUGUGACAACUACGCUCCAAUGAAGAGUAGUACUACAAAAAAUAAUAGUGGUUACCCGAAAAUUGUGAGGCUCAAGGAAUAUGUAAAUAAUUUUUAUAACAAAGAUAUAGAAAAUAACAAUCAUUUGAUGAAGAAAAAUAGUACACAUUUAAUGGAAUUCCAACGGGAAAAUGGAAAUUCUAUUCGUUCACAUGUAUAUCGUCCAUAUCUACCAAAUCAGAAGAGUCAUGUAAACAGUAAGAAUCUCAUGCAUGCACUCAAUGGGAUCAAUAUAACCAAUGUAGGAGGAAUUUCGAAAAAUCACCAUACGGGUGGAAAUUACUCAAGGAUUAACGUUAGUGCAAAUCAGAGCUUAUUGAACUACAUGAACAGAUGUGGAAAUAAAAAUAAUAUAAAUCUCGUGUAUAUAAAAAACCAAGGGAGAUUUAAGUAUCCUGGAAAUAUGGAGUAUGGGAGUAGUAACAUCCUCACUAAUGGAGGUAUAACAGCUAGCGAAACUGCAAUCAUUCAUGGAAGCACUGCUAGUAGUGUGGAAAAAAUUAGCAAUGUAGUUAUAGCGAAUGGUGGAGUGGCAGUCAAAGGUGGAAUAAUACCCACCGUAUGUGGGUCUGCAAUCUUUAAAGGAAAUGGUAACAACAUGAAAAUAAUGAAAGGUAUGGAUAUCGAAAAAUUAGGAGGUAACCUUAACAAUGUAAGUAUAAAUAGUGUAAGGAACAUGGAAAGUUUGAGGAGUAUCAGCUGUUUGAGGAAUAUGGGAAACAUGAGAAAUGUCAGCAAUUUAAGAGGCCUGAAAGAUGUCGCGCAGAGUCUUAAUCUAAACGGUGCAGAAAAUUUUCGAAAUGUCAAAAAUUCGAACAAUUUGAUCAGUCAGAACAGUUUGGUCAGUCAGAACAGUUCGAUCCAUCAGAACGGCCUUAACAACCUUAACAGCCUGACCUUUCCGAACAACAGCAUCUAUCAUUCAGGUCUGCAAAUUAACACAAACAGCGAAGUGAAAAAAUUGAGGGGAAGCACAACUGCGAUGAGCGAACAUCAUGAAAUAAUUCCAAGUUUAGGCAACCUUAAGAACCCAACAACAUUACUAGAUGGCAAUACAAAUUAUAUCCCCAAAGAUGAGGGAAAAAGAAAACAAAUGAAUUUAAAUUCAACUGAUUUAAAAAUUCCAAUUUUUGUACAUAGUACGCAUACGAAAAACAGUACGGAUAAUACAAGUAUAAGAUUGAACUCAAGUGCCCUGUUGCAUAGAAAUUACUUAAGUUGUGGUAACCAUGCUUUUAUUGAUUCUCACAAAGAAAGUGCAAAUAGAAUAAAUAGAAAUGGUAAUAUGAUGAUGGCUAUCUCUCCAGAUAGAGAUUUUAGUCGAUCAACACAAGGAGGAAGCAAUAACCACACAGUUGUGCCGAAUUUGGAGUCUACUCGUUUCGAUAUGAAAAUUGAAAACAAUGGUGGGAACAUAAAUGGAAAUAUGAUUCCAUAUCUUAGUGGGAGUUACACGAGCAUAUGUACAAGCAGGGGAAACAGCAGAAGCAACAGAAGCAGCAGAAACAACAGAAAUAACAGAAACAGCAGAAACAGCAGAAACAGCAGAAGCAGGGAAUUUCCAUCCUUUACAUGCAAAGGAGGAAUGAUAAAUAAUAUAAAGGAUAGCAAUAAAAGCAUCAAUAGCAGAAUGGGAAGAGGUGGAAUGCCAAUCCUGAAAGAGUUAUCAAGGGGUGAAAGAGGUGGAAUUGGGCCAUAUAAUAAAAAGAUAAAUGAAGAACAUUGCAAAAUGUUAAAAAAUAUUGUCCAAAGAAGAAAUUUAAUUAAUUAUAAAUAUAUGAAUAGUUGGAUGUCAAAUCUUGAAAACAGAAAUAAAAGGGAUAUGAGAACAUCCUGUUGUUCAUCCUUUAGGAGGAAUAGUAGGCAUAAACCAUUUGAAAUGUUGGGUAAAGAAAAAAAGGUACUUUUUGAAAGAAUAAAAGAAACAAACAAAAUUAUGAACAGCAAUAAAAAAAAAGUGAUAUCAACAAAUUAUGAAAUUAAAACAUUUUUACUCAACACAAUUAAAGCAAUUGGAAUAGUGCUAACAAAGUGGAAAUUAAAAGAUUUUGGUAUGUAUUUCUGGUUUCAUAUCAAAUGUAUAGAAAAAGAAACAGAUCUUAAGUUUUAUAUUAAAAUUUUCAAUUCCUUGUUUGAAAUAAUUACAGGGAAAGGUAUUUAUUACCAAUCCAAUGAUAUAAAUAAUUUAGUGAAUGUAUUUAAAGAAUUUAUUAUAUACGAUUGUAAGAAUAUUUUCAAAAAAAGUUUAAAAAUUCUAAAUAAAUAUGCGAAAAAGAAUUCCCCAGAUUUUUCUAUUUUUCACAAUGAUGAAAAUGUAUUAAAUAUUAACAAGUCUUUACUGUUAGGUUGCGAAGAAGUUUAUUCCAAUCCUAAUAGUAAUAAUGAUGAAACUAGUCUGGGGAAGAAACGAGAUAGCGAUGAAAAAAGUAGCAACAAUUUUUUCGGGGUUUUAUUUAAUUCUUUGAAACAAAAUCAUGAUUCCUUUGAAAAAAUUGGGCUAGAUAAAUUAUACCUCUCCAAUAUUUUUGCCAACUUUAAUGAAUUGAAUUAUAGCGAAAUUUUCCAUUUGUUUUUGAGAAAAUGA
Messenger RNA from Plasmodium gonderi, 3513 nucleotides. RefSeq lists its product as hypothetical. The record is from RefSeq and is a predicted model, not a curated record. Lineage: Eukaryota; Apicomplexa; Aconoidasida; Haemosporida; Plasmodiidae. Bases 1 to 3513 code for a protein of 1170 amino acids. The transcript has a single exon.